AUGCCUCCCACGCAAACAGAAGUAUUGAGCGACCCAGCCUCCAAAGAAUACGUUUUGGGCGAGCGCGGCUCCCACAACAUCGCCAAGGGUUUGCCACAUCCUUACCCAGUUCCACAGUUCAAAACCAAGGAGGAUGAGAGAGCAUGGGCUAAACAGCACAUGGCUGCUGCUUUCAGAGUUUUUGCCAGAAAGGGAUUCACUGAAGGCACGGCCGGCCACAUUUCCUUGAGGGACCCUGUUGACCCCAACACGUUCUGGUUGAACCCUUUGGCCAAGCACUUUGCCUUGAUCAAGGCCUCUGACUUGGUCCACAUCGACGAGGAGGGCAAUGUUUUGCCCGACGGCCCUCAGCAUGCUGUGAACGCCGCUGGCUUUGCAAUUCACGCCGCUGUUCACAAGUACAGACCAGAUGUUCAUGCAGCGUGCCAUACUCACUCUGUGUACGGAAAGUCAUACAGUGCCUUGGGCAGGCCCUUGGACAUGAUCAACCAGGACGUGUGUAUGUUUUACAAGAGCCACGGUGUCUACACGGAUUUUGGCGGUGUGGCGCUCGAAGAGCAAGAAGGAAAAGACAUCGCAGACGCCUUGGGCGACGGAAAAGGCAUCAUUUUGCAGAACCACGGCCUCCUCACGGUGGGCCAGACAGUUGACGAAGCAGCCUACUUGUUCUGUCUCUUGGAGCGGAGCUGCCAGUGCCAGCUUUUGGCCGAAGCCGCCUUGAGACCAGGGGAGAAGUUGAAGAUCAUCGGCGACAAGGUCGCUGCGUACACGGAGCACAUGACAGCAGACCCAGAGACGCUCUACACAGAGUUCCAGCCGGACUUUGAAAUGGAGCUCAAGUACGACCGCGACUUCAUGGAUUGA
Messenger RNA from Candidozyma duobushaemuli, 864 nucleotides. RefSeq lists its product as uncharacterized. Bases 1 to 864 code for a protein of 287 amino acids. The transcript has a single exon. Lineage: Eukaryota; Fungi; Ascomycota; Pichiomycetes; Serinales; Metschnikowiaceae. Gene Ontology annotation, cellular component: cytoskeleton. The record is from RefSeq and is a predicted model, not a curated record. Gene Ontology annotation, molecular function: actin filament binding.